Molecule: messenger RNA, 780 nt
Organism: Pyrus x bretschneideri (Chinese white pear)
Lineage: Eukaryota; Viridiplantae; Streptophyta; Magnoliopsida; Rosales; Rosaceae
Exons: 2
Coding region: 1-780 (259 amino acids)
Biological process (GO): DNA integration
Molecular function (GO): nucleic acid binding
Source: RefSeq, a predicted model, not a curated record
AUGGACGUAAUCGGUAAAAUCACACCAUCAUGGGGAGCGGAAAAACACGCGUGGAUAAUAGUGGCAACUGAUUACUUCACUAAGUGGGUCGAGGCAAAAUCAUACGCCGAAUUAACAGCCAAAGAAGUUUGCAGUUUUGUAGAGGAAAAUAUUGUGACCAGAUUCAGCGUGUCAGAAAUGAUCAUAACUAACAAUGGCACAAUCUUCACGGCCAACAGGUUUAGGGAAUACAUGGCAAGUCUGAAUAUCCGACUCGAGCAGUCUACGCCGUAUUACCCACAAGUGAACAGGCAGGCUGAAGCAAGGAAUAAGUCCGCCACCGGAACAACUCCCUAUGCGUUAACCUACGGACACGACGCUAUAUUACUAGCCGAGCUAAGUAUAAACUCAUUACGAGUGAUUGAGCAGAGUAGUUUGCGUAGUGCUGAAUAUAGUCAAGCUAUGCGACAAGAGUUAGAAGACUUGGAAGAAAUUUGGAUCGACGCGUGUAAUUUAUUAAUAGCACAGAAGAAAAUUGUCGAGCGAGCUCAUAAUCAACGCGACAGACAAAAAACGUUCAGCGAAGGAGAAUUGGUUCGGCAGACUGUGUUGCCUGUAGGGAUUAAAGACCCCAGGUUCGGCAAAUGGUCAUCAAAUUGGGAAGGACCAUUCAUCAUCCAUAAAGUUCUCGGCAAGGGGGCAUAUCAUCUUAGAGACCAGACCGGUUUAAUUCACAAAUUGCUGAUUAAUGGGAAAUUUUUAAAGAAGUACUAUCUAGUCACGUGGGAAAUGCAAGAAUGA